AUGCCGCUGCCGGGAAUGGCGAGAAGGUUCCGGCGCUGCCAGACGGCGCCGUCUCACAACGCCGAGCAAGGAUCCAUUCUCCUGAGGCAGAACAUGAGUCGGAAGGGCGCCAGCGGCACCUUGCCGCCGGUGCCGCCCAAUGGGCUGAUCACCGGUGCGCGGCCGAGGUUCUGGCUCGUGGGCAUCCUCCUGCUCGCGUACCUCCUCGCCGGGACCGCCGCGUUCUACCUCGCCAUGGACGACAUGUCCGGUGACCGCAGCGGCAACCUCGCGCUGGACGCGCUCUACUUCUGCGUGGUCACAAUGACCACCGUCGGGUACGAUGACAUCGUCCCGUCCAGCGACGUCGCCAAGCUGCUGGCCUGCGUCUUCGCCUUCGCCGGCGUGGCCCUGGUCGGAGCCUUCCUUAGCAAGGCCGCCGACUACCUUGUCGAGAAGCAAGGCGCUCGUCUUCCGCGCGGUGCACCUUAA
This is a messenger RNA of Miscanthus lutarioriparius, 471 nucleotides long. The record is from the annotation of a GenBank genome assembly. Lineage: Eukaryota; Viridiplantae; Streptophyta; Magnoliopsida; Poales; Poaceae.